AUGCGCGUUCAGCAGCGCGCAGCGCAGGCCGCCCCGGCGGCGGUGCGCCAGCGGGCGCGGACGCCUGCCCCGCCCACCCUGACCCCUGCGCCGGCCCCUGCGACGGCCCCGACGGCCCCUCGUGUGGCGCUGCCGCGGCCGGGACUCCGUGAUGCGUUCCCCACUGUGGAGGAGCUAGUCGGCCACACGCCCAUCGUGCGCCUGCAGCACCUGCCAGGGAACACCACAAACAUCGUCCUCGCGAAGCUGGAGGGCCACAACCCGGCCGGCUCGGCCAAAGACCGGCCGGCGCUGCACAUGCUGAAGGAGGCGGAGAGGCGCGGCCAGAUCAGACGCGGCGACACAAUCAUAGAGGCCACCAGCGGCAACACGGGCAUCGCGCUGGCGAUGGCGGCGGCGAUCAGGGGCUACAAGCUGAAGCUCAUCCUGCCCUCAAGCUCAAGCGCGGAGCGCAUUGCCACCAUGACGGCCUAUGGGGCCGAGGUGAUCCUGGCGCCCAGCAUGGAGGCGUCCAGGGACAUGCUGGUGCAGAUGGAGCGUGAGGGGCUGGGCCACUGCCUGGAUCAAUACAACAACGAGGACAACACCGCCUCACACUACAUCGGCACGGGCCCUGAGAUCUGGGCGCAGACCGGCGGCCGCGUGACGCACGUGGUCAGCAGUAUGGGCACGUUUGGAACGAUCAUGGGGACUGGCAGGUACCUGAAAGAGAGAAACCCGGCAGUACAGGUGGUGGGCCUGCAGCCGUCUGAGCACGUCUCGAUCCCAGGCAUCCGCCGCUGGAGCCCCGGCUACGUGCCCAGCCUGUACAAGCCCGAGGGCAUCGACCGCGUCCUCGACCUCACCGCCCGCGAGGCCGAGGAGACCGCCCGCUGCCUCGCGCGCGUCGAGGGCAUCUUCGCCGGCAUCUCCGGCGCCGGCGCGGUCAGCGCCGCGCUGCGGCUCAGCGCCGAGGUGGACGAUGCCGUGAUCGUCGCCGUGGUGUGCGACAGGGGAGACCGGUACCUCUCGACGGGCGUGUUCAACGCCGCCGCCGGCGCGGAGGACCCCGCGCCGUGCCACGCGGCCGAGUUCCACUCGGCGCUGGCGCGGCUGCUGCACGGCCACGCGGGGCCGCACUACGUGCUGUUCACCGCCGGCGCCGGCUGCGAGGGUGGCGAGGGGGAGGCGGCGGCCGCGGCCGCGCUCAAGGGGGCGGCCCUCCUGGUCCGCAAAUUCGUGAGGGACACCUGGGACGACCCCGCGGCGCCCUCCGCAGACUGGCAGGAGCCCGGGCAUGGCGCCUUCGUUGACGAGUGGGUGUCAGAGGGGCUGGGCGUCUGA
Monoraphidium neglectum is the source of this 1323-nucleotide messenger RNA. Its product is annotated as cysteine synthase B. The record is from RefSeq and is a predicted model, not a curated record. The transcript is spliced from 7 exons. Gene Ontology annotation, molecular function: cysteine synthase activity. Lineage: Eukaryota; Viridiplantae; Chlorophyta; Chlorophyceae; Sphaeropleales; Selenastraceae. Bases 1 to 1323 code for a protein of 440 amino acids. Gene Ontology annotation, cellular component: cytoplasm.